Molecule: messenger RNA, 708 nt
Organism: Saccostrea cuccullata (small rock oyster)
Lineage: Eukaryota; Metazoa; Mollusca; Bivalvia; Ostreida; Ostreidae
Product: tigger transposable element-derived protein 6-like
Exons: 3
Coding region: 1-708 (235 amino acids)
Cellular component (GO): nucleus
Molecular function (GO): DNA binding
Source: RefSeq, a predicted model, not a curated record
AUGGGCAAGCGAGGAGGAUUUACUGUAACUGCAGGGGAAGAAGAUAUAGAAGGUGUAGUAGAUGUAGAGUCUGACGUUGAUGCUUCAUCAAACAGUACAGAGAAGAAUUCCAGACCUGGUCUCAAGAGAAAACUAAAGACCCAUACGAUUGAAACAAAGUUUCAAGCCAUCGCCGAUGUUGAAAAAGGAAGAGAGAGUAAAGCAGCCAUUGCGAAGAAGUAUGAAAUCCCCCCCAACACCUUAUCAACUUGGAUCAAGAAUGCCGAGAAGAUUAAAGAGGCCUACGAACACAGCGCAUUGGGACCACAGAGAAAGAAGAUGAGAACGGCGACCUUCAAAGACACAGACCAAGCAGUUCUACAAUGGUUCAAGACAGCCAGAGACCAGAAUGUUCCAGUGUCUGGGCCCCUUCUCAUCUCUAAAGCACAGGAGUUCGCUUCUCAGCUUGGCGAUGAGUUCAAGUGUACCACUGGGUGGCUCGAGCGCUUCAAAGAGCGCCAUAACAUCACCUUUAAACGUGUGUGUGGCGAAUCAAAGGCCGUAAAUGAGGGUACUGAUCAAAUGACAGAGUGGUCUUCCACUCUUCAGACCCUCUUAAGCGAAUACAGUCACAGUGACAUCUUCAAUGCCGAUGAAACUGGAUUGUUUUUUCGCCUACUCCCCGACAAAACUCUCAAGUUUAAAGGGGUAGAUUGCCGUGGUGGCUAG